Messenger RNA from Peromyscus californicus insignis, 7136 nucleotides. It is a transcript of the gene Synj1, whose product is annotated as synaptojanin 1. NCBI's taxonomy places the organism in Eukaryota, Metazoa, Chordata, Mammalia, Rodentia, Cricetidae. The transcript is spliced from 33 exons. The record is from RefSeq and is a predicted model, not a curated record. Gene Ontology annotation, molecular function: RNA binding; phosphatidylinositol-4,5-bisphosphate 5-phosphatase activity. Gene Ontology annotation, biological process: phosphatidylinositol dephosphorylation; brain development; synaptic vesicle endocytosis. Gene Ontology annotation, cellular component: presynapse; perinuclear region of cytoplasm. The coding region runs from base 203 to 4258 and encodes 1351 amino acids.
GACCCUCUCUCUGCCGGUUUCCCCUGCCGUGCGAUCCGUCCGCUCCCGCGUUGACUAAGGCGUCACGGGGACCCAGGUCGCGGUGACUGCAGCACCCGGGUGGCCCGCAGGCGCCCGGCCGGGCCGAACGGCCCCGCGUGGGCGGAAACAGCUCCGCCCCUUCACCCUCAGGGGCGGGCCUUCCGCCCCCUGCAGCGGCGCAAUGCGGAAGAGCUGGGCCUGCUGGAGCGGAAGUGACGCCUCCGGUGGCUGUAGCGGCGGCGGCUGCGGGAGAAGGAGGAGGAGGAGCCGGAGGAAGAGGGCUGCCUCUGAAGAAAGGAGGAUGGCUUUCAGCAAAGGAUUUCGAAUCUACCACAAAUUGGAUCCCCCACCGUUCAGCCUCAUAGUGGAAACUAGACAUAAGGAAGAAUGUCUCAUGUUCGAGUCUGGGGCUGUGGCUGUGCUCUCAUCUGCAGAAAAGGAGGCAAUUAAAGGUACAUAUACCAAAGUACUGGAUGCAUAUGGACUUUUAGGAGUUUUGCGGUUAAAUCUUGGUGAUACCAUGUUGCAUUAUCUGGUCCUAGUCACUGGAUGUAUGUCUGUUGGGAAAAUUCAAGAAUCUGAAGUUUUCCGAGUUACUUCCACUGAGUUUAUAUCACUCCGAGCUGAUGCUUCAGAUGAGGAUCGCAUUUCAGAAGUCCGUAAAGUUUUGAACUCAGGAAACUUUUAUUUUGCGUGGUCUGCAUCUGGAGUCAGCUUAGAUCUGAGUCUGAAUGCACAUCGCAGCGUGCAGGAGCACACGACUGACAACAGGUUUUUCUGGAAUCAGUCUCUGCAUUUGCAUCUCAAGCACUAUGGUGUGAAUUGUGAUGACUGGUUAUUACGCCUCAUGUGUGGAGGAGUAGAAAUCAGAACAAUUUAUGCUGCCCAUAAACAAGCAAAGGCUUGCCUCAUUUCAAGACUAAGCUGUGAACGAGCUGGGACAAGGUUUAAUGUCCGGGGAACAAAUGAUGAUGGUCACGUUGCCAAUUUUGUAGAAACAGAGCAGGUUAUAUACUUAGAUGACUCUGUUUCUUCCUUCAUACAAAUCCGAGGAUCUGUUCCAUUGUUCUGGGAACAACCAGGGUUGCAAGUGGGAUCCCAUCGUGUCCGUAUGUCGAGGGGAUUUGAAGCCAAUGCACCUGCUUUUGACAGGCAUUUCCGAACACUUAAGGAUUUAUACGGUAAACAAAUAGUGGUGAAUUUGCUUGGAUCUAAGGAAGGCGAACAUAUGCUAAGUAAGGCUUUCCAGAGUCAUUUGAAAGCUUCUGAACACGCUUCCGAUGUCCACAUGGUGUCUUUUGACUAUCAUCAAAUGGUUAAAGGAGGAAAGGCGGAAAAGUUACACAGUGUCCUCAAGCCUCAAGUCCAGAAGUUUCUAGAUUAUGGAUUUUUUUAUUUCGAUGGCAAUGAAGUUAAAAGGUGCCAGAGUGGUACAGUUCGAACAAACUGCUUGGAUUGUCUUGAUAGAACAAACAGUGUGCAGGCAUUCCUUGGCUUAGAGAUGCUAACUAAACAGCUGGAUGCUCUGGGCUUAGCUGAAAAGCCUCAGCUAGUGACUCGCUUUCAAGAAGUUUUCCGGUCCAUGUGGUCUGUGAAUGGCGAUUCCAUCAGUAAGAUAUAUGCAGGCACCGGAGCCCUUGAAGGGAAGGCCAAGGCUGGAAAGUUGAAAGAUGGUGCUCGCUCUGUCACCAGGACCAUUCAGAACAACUUCUUCGACAGCUCCAAGCAGGAAGCCAUUGAUGUUUUGCUCCUGGGGAAUACUCUAAACAGUGACUUAGCUGACAAAGCCCGAGCACUUCUAACCACUGGAAGUUUGCGUGUUUCUGAACAGACAUUGCAGUCAGCAUCUUCCAAAGUCUUAAAGAACAUGUGUGAGAACUUCUACAAAUACUCAAAACCCAAGAAGAUUCGAGUGUGUGUGGGAACCUGGAAUGUGAAUGGUGGGAAGCAGUUCCGCAGCAUAGCAUUUAAGAACCAGACGCUCACAGACUGGCUUCUUGAUGCUCCCAAGUUAGCUGGCAUCCAGGAGUUUCAAGAUAAGAGAAGUAAGCCAACUGAUAUAUUUGCAAUUGGCUUUGAAGAAAUGGUGGAGUUGAACGCUGGGAACAUUGUGAAUGCAAGCACAACAAACCAGAAGCUCUGGGCAGUGGAGCUGCAGAAGACCAUCUCCAGAGACAACAAGUAUGUCCUGCUGGCUUCGGAGCAGUUAGUGGGUGUCUGCCUGUUUGUUUUUAUCAGACCGCAGCAUGCUCCUUUUAUCAGGGAUGUUGCGGUGGAUACUGUGAAGACUGGGAUGGGAGGAGCGACUGGAAACAAGGGGGCAGUUGCAAUCCGGAUGCUCUUCCACACCACCAGCCUUUGCUUUGUCUGCAGCCACUUUGCUGCGGGGCAGUCACAAGUCAAGGAGAGAAAUGAGGAUUUUGGAGAAAUAGCACGGAAAUUGAGUUUUCCCAUGGGAAGGAUGCUGUUUUCCCAUGACUAUGUAUUUUGGUGUGGUGAUUUCAACUAUCGAAUUGAUCUUCCUAAUGAAGAAGUUAAAGAGCUCAUAAGACAACAAAAUUGGGAUUCUCUUAUAGCUGGGGACCAACUCAUCAAUCAGAAAAAUGCAGGGCAGAUUUUUAGAGGAUUUUUAGAGGGAAAAGUGACGUUUGCUCCAACCUAUAAAUAUGACUUGUUUUCUGAAGACUAUGACACCAGUGAGAAGUGCCGCACCCCGGCAUGGACAGACCGAGUCCUCUGGAGGAGGAGGAAGUGGCCUUUUGACAGAUCAGCUGAAGAUUUGGAUCUUCUGAAUGCUAGUUUCCAAGAUGAAAGCAAAAUCCUUUACACAUGGACCCCGGGCACUUUGCUGCACUACGGGAGAGCCGAGCUGAAGACUUCUGACCACAGGCCCGUCGUCGCCCUGAUUGACAUAGACAUAUUUGAAGUGGAGGCUGAGGAGAGACAGAAAAUUUAUAAAGAAGUCAUUGCAGUCCAAGGCCCACCAGAUGGCACAGUGCUGGUGUCGAUCAAAAGUUCUGCACAAGGAAACGCUUUUUUUGAUGACGCUUUGAUUGAUGAGCUGCUGCAGCAGUUUGCACACUUUGGGGAAGUCACACUCAUCCGAUUCGUAGAAGAUAAAAUGUGGGUUACAUUUUUGGAGGGAAGCUCUGCCUUGAAUGUUCUGAGCCUAAAUGGUAAAGAGUUAUUAAAUCGGACUAUAACAAUUACUUUAAAAAGUCCAGACUGGAUCAAGAAUUUAGAAGAAGAGAUGAGUUUAGAGAAGAUCAGUGUCACAUUGCCCUCAUCGACGAGCUCCACCCUGCUCGGUGAGGACGCAGAGGUCACAGCUGAUUUUGACAUGGAAGGUGAUGUCGAUGACUACAGUGCUGAAGUAGAGGAGCUUCUUCCUCAGCAUCUGCAGCCAUCCUCAAGUUCUGGCCUUGGCACUUCUCCAAGCUCUUCACCCCGGACCAGCCCCUGCCAGUCACCUACAGUGCCAGAGUACUCUGCACCGUCUCUUCCCGUCAGACCCAGCCGAGCACCAUCCAGAACUCCAGGGCCCCCGAGCUCACAGAGUUCUCCAGUUGACACUCAGCCAGCGGCCCAGAAGGAUUCUCCCCAGACCUUAGAGCCUAAGAGGCCACCCCCUCCCCGCCCAGUUGCUCCUCCAGCACGUCCUGCCCCACCACAGAGACCACCUCCACCUUCAGGGGCUAGGAGUCCUGCACCUGCUAGAAAAGAAUUUGGAGGUGUUGGAGCCCCUCCCAGUCCUGGGGUAGCUAGGAGAGAGAUGGAAGCACCCAAAAGCCCGGGAACAACACGGAAAGAUAAUAUAGGGCGUAAUCAGCCUUCACCUCAAGCAGGCCUUGCAGGCCCAGGACCUGCUGGAUAUGCUGCAGCCAGACCGACAAUUCCAGCACGUGCUGGAGUGAUCAGCGCCCCUCAGAGCCUGGCUCGGGCAUCUGCUGGAAGGCUGACUCCUGAAAGCCAGAGCAAGCCCCCAGAGGCAUCGAAAGGUCCAGCUGUCCUUCCAGAACCACUGAAGCCUCAGACUGCUUUUCCUCUGCAGCCUUCGCUGCCCUCCCCUGUUCCAAAGAUGCAGGAGCCUCUCGUCCCCACGGCCGCACCCAUGCCUCCCUCUGGCCCCCAGCCCAAUCUGGAAGCCCCACCACAGCCCCCACCUCGGAGCAGGUCAUCUCAUAGCUUGCCUGCAGACUCCUCACCACAGCUACAACAGGAGCAACCAUCAGGGUAACAGGUAAAAACAAACGGAGUUUCUGGUGUCAAACAAGAACCAGCGCUGAAGAGCGACCCAUUUGAAGCUCUCUCCCUCAGUCUGCUUGCUGUAUCCAAGGCUCAGCUGUCUGCUCAGAUGUCACCUGCUCUAACCCCAGACCCAAAGGUGUUGGUCCAGUUGCCUUCCGCAUCGCAAAGUAGUGUUAACUCUCUGAGUUCUGUAAGUUGCAUGCCAGCCAUGCCUCCAGCUCCCGCUCGGAGCAAGUCACAGGGAAGUAUGGGGAGUUCUGUAAACCCGUUUCCCAGCCUGCCCAGCUGGAACCCUUUUACAGACAGGACUGCUACCCCUGGAAACCCAUUUAGAGCGCAGUCACAAGAAUCAGAGGCAACUUCUUGGCUGUCCAAAGAAGAGCCCGUUCCUAGUAAUCCUUUCCCUCCCCUCGUGCCUCUCAGUCAUGACACGAGCAAGCCGUCCAGUUCAGCUGAUGGUUUUGAGGACAGUUUUGACCUGCAGAGCCAGAGCACAGUGAAAACAAGCAAUCCCAAAGGGUGGGUAACCUUUGAAGACGACGACGACGAUGACUUUCCCACAACAGGAAAGUCAAAGUCAGUUUGUUCAGACACGCUGGGGAACGCUCCAGCUUCGUUUCAUGACGACUGGAAUAAAGGGGCAAGUGCUUCUUCCUGUGUGCUGCCAGCCAGAAGACCGCCACCUCCUCCGGUGCCCCUGCUCCCGCCCAGCACGAGCUCAUCCCCUGCAGGACCGUGCACAACCCAGGCAUCUAAGGCGUCUCCCACACUGGACUUCACAGAGAGAUAGUUAGGAUGGCAAGGGAGUUUGUGCGGUUUGCUUUGGCUGUUUGUUUCUGUUUUGUUGGGGUAGAGUCGAGAGAAUGGGGCAUUAGUUACUCAUUAUGUGCAAUAAGUAAUCAUUAAGUGCACUGAUAGCUGUAUCAAAUAGCACUAGAGGAUAUGGACAAAGCUGGAGUUUAUGUAUAUUGGAAAUAACAAAGACAUCCUCUUAUUAGCUGGAGUUCUGGUCUUUCUCUUCAGAUGAACAGGAGAGAGAGCAGAAGCCAUUUUAAAAAGUGCUUAAAACUACUUUAAAAAAUAGUCCUUACUGAGAAAUUCACAUAAAAGUCACAUAAAGCCAACACAACUGUAGCUGACAUUACUGCCAGCCCACUGUGCUGGUGACAAUUGGUAUUUAUGGAUAUUUACCAAAGAGCUUCCAGAGUUACAGUGCAACAGUUCUGAAGGCAUGCCUUUAGCAAAAAGGUCUAUGUGUGUCUACAUCAUAUGCAUAUGUUUGUAUGCACACAGAUUUACAUAUUCAUAAAACUUAAGUCUUGAGAUACAAUUCAGGUCAAAUUUUACCUAGCAAUUCUGACAAUGUCUUUUUCGGUAUCUCAUUAUCAAAAAGAUGGCUGCCACCCGGAUGUGCUUUAGAUACUUUCACUAAUUUUAAAUCCCAGAGUAGAACAACCGCUUUACAGAACUGCCAUUUCCUAUUGUUGUACUCCCCAGCCCUUCAGAUUCACCCUCAUCACCUUCCUCCCCUGUACCUCUAGUACGCCUUUCUCUGGGGGGUUACAGUUGACAGGACAGGCACUCAGAACAGCAGACACACACCACCGAGUUUAGUGCGGAAUAGUAGAGCUAACAUGCUCUCCCUUUCCCUUCCCUACCUUUCUAUUGGCCGCUUUGCCCUGGAGCUUUGCUUUCUGCAGGGAAAGCUGCUGUUGAGUGCUCUGAAUUGGGAACAUAUCCCAUGUGUGUUCUCUCCCAUGUUAGAGGCCAUAACACAUCUAUGAUGCUGCUUUAAGGUUUUAGAGGCUAUACCUCAAAUUUCUGUGGAUUCUGUCUCCUGCACUGCCCGUAUGCAACCGAUCUUGCUUUUAUUUUGUGAAGAAGUACACGGAAUUUUUACAAAAAAACAAAAAACAAAAAAAACCAUAGUAUUUUGGUAUCAUUAAGUAAGCCAGUUGAAAACUCCCUAAGGUGUUGUUUGGUAGUUGUCAGUUGAAGUUAAAAUCAUCCUUAGCCAUUAAGACUUAAUGUUCUUUUUUAUAUAAAAAAAGUUACAUACACCUAAGUUCCUACGUCCACAUGAACCUUUAAAGAUGUGUAUUGUGAUAACUAGAAACAGUUUAUGGCUGCCAUCACCUCCAUGUAAAAGCACAGCAGACUUCGUUGCACUUCUCACGUAGAGUGAUCUGUUAGGACAGAGCACCUUCGCAAAUGCUCAGUGUUAUCAAAAUACUGUAUUUAUAGAAGUAAUCCUCUGCUGCAGCCAGAAGUUGCUGUAAGCAAUAACUCCCAUGAGUUUUAUAUUGUGCUUGUUGGGAGUUCUGAUCAUUUCAACAGUAGUGGCUUUUAAACUGCAGUGUUCCUAUAGCAGUGUGCUUCCAAAUGUGAAUUAACCUGUUGAGAUUGUGGCAGUAACAGCUCUGUGACCAGUGUGUAUGGUAUCCACUCCCAUUAGCAAGCUAACCCAUCGGUAGGGAACAGAAGCAGUGUGUCCUGGGUAUAAACCACUGUACAGUUCUAUAGAGCAGCGGCUCAGCCUUGUCAGGUCUGGCACACUGCUGAAAACGCACAAGGGAAGUUAAAGUUUGCUACAAAAAAAAAACAAAACCCUAGACAUUGUGUGUGAAUAUUUACCAGCUCUGGGCAGAGCAGAGCAGAAAAUAGACACUAAGAAUCUCUGUGACUGUCUGUUCUCUAUAGUAGGUUGCUGUUUAUAUGUAUGUAAGAGUUUUAUUGCUUAUGUGGCAUACAAUAUUUAUAACUAUAUACUUUAUAGAAGUACAGUAUUAAAGUCAGUGGUAUACAUUCUGUAUAUAUCCUGUGAAAUGUGCUGUCAUAUGAAAUAAAUAUAUAUGUCUUUACCACCA